AUGGAUAUAGCACAAGGAAGUAAUGUCGUCCUUUCUUUGGAUCCUCCCUCGACAGAGCCGAGCGAAGAGGAACUAUCACCGCUUCUCACAAACCCCAUACCAUUUGGCGCACCACCAGCGUAUAACACAGUCAGACUGCCCACUAAACCGGUCACAUACUCAUUUUCAAGAUUGUCUUUCAACUCUUUGAUCCUCAUUCCUCCGCCAGAAUCUCCCGACUCGCGUCCGCUGUAUCACAUCUCCGUAAACAUCAACGUUUUCAACCCCAUGUCACAUAUAACCAUCAUCCAUCGCGGUCCAACUGAGGAUGAUCCGUAUGUAGGCGAGUUUGAAACAGGGAUCUCUUCCAACGAUGCGACGGUUUACAUGGGGGGUGUUGAAACACCCCUUUCAACGAGAUUAUCCAAACGGGGCAGCGCUCAAGCCGGCAGGUGGAGCUGGACUGGUCCAGACUUAAAGCAUAAGCUUGCGUGGAAUUGCGAAGUCACACCCCGCAUCUGUCAUGCUGUGAAUAAUCACAACGUCGUAUACGCUAGAUUUAAACCAAGCAACAAGCUCCGCAAGGCCAACACGCCUCCCGAACUCUCCACGCUGCAAAUUUCGCCUGCAGGGCAAGCAUUUCUCGAUGACAUUCUUAUGUCGGUUCUCCUCAUCGAACAGCAGAGGUUAUGUCCACGCGUUGGUGUAGAUAUAAAGUCCCUGUUCAACUUCAAGCUGUCUCAAAGGUUCAGAAACACUUGA
Desarmillaria tabescens is the source of this 741-nucleotide messenger RNA. RefSeq lists its product as uncharacterized. The transcript is spliced from 5 exons. Bases 1 to 741 code for a protein of 246 amino acids. Lineage: Eukaryota; Fungi; Basidiomycota; Agaricomycetes; Agaricales; Physalacriaceae. The record is from RefSeq and is a predicted model, not a curated record.